ACUGUCAUGCAGUCCCCCGCGGUGCUCGUCACCUCCAGGCAGAUCCAGAAUGUCCACACGGGCAUCGACCUGGCGGUGCCCCAGCACCAGGAGGUGCGCGGGAAGAUGAUGUCCGGCCAUGUGGAGUACCAGAUCCUGGUAGUCACCCGACUGGCCGCCUUCAAGUCAGCCAAGCACAAGCCUGACGACGUGGUCCAGUUUCUAGUCUCCAAAAAGUACAGCGAGAUAGAGGACUUGUACCAGAGGCUACGCGGCCGCUACCCCGAGGCCAGCCUGCCACCCCUGCCCAAGAAGGUGCUGUUUGUGGGUGAGGCAGACAUCCGGGAGAGGAGGGCCCUGUUCCACCAGUUCCUGCGCCAUGUCUCCCAGGACGCCCAGCUGGCCGCUAGCCCCGAGCUGCUGGAUUUCUUAGGCACCAGAACUCCAGGGGCUGCUGACCCCAGCGGUCGAGAUGCCUUCGUGCUGGAUGCUGGCGGCCGAGCUGCAGAUGACGUGGAUGCCUUGGACUUCUUCCAGCAGCAGGACCUGCUGGAUGGGGGGGACCCUUCCAGCCCCAGCUUGAAGGUUGAGCCCACAGGGAAGGCCCAGGAGCAGGAGGAGGAGGAGGAAGAGGAAGAGUUGUUGGACCCACUGGGCAUCAUGCGCUCCAAGAAGCCCAAGAAGCCCCCAGAAAUGGCAGCCAAGCCCAAGCCCAGACCUUUGCCCAGGGCCACCAUCUUUGAUGAAGAAGUAGAUCCCGAUGAAGACCUGUUCGGUCCUAGUGGGAAGAGCACGACCCCCCGUGUCCAGGAAGAUGCACCUUUCAGGGACCCCCUGAAACUGUUUGAGGAUCUGGACCUCAGCGGCGGGGCUGUCCCCCUGGGUGACCCCUUGCUGCUGCCAGCUGCCCGAGACAGUGGGGGACUCACAUCCCGCCUGGACUCUGGAAAGGCUUCAGAGGAGCUAUUCAGAGUCGAAGAGGACUUGGACCAGAUUCUGAACUUGGGGUCUGAGCCCCCACCUCGACCCCAACCCCGGGCCAGGCCGCCAGUGGCCGCCAAGCCUGCACUUCCCAAGAAGCCUGCACUCCCCAAGAAACCUGCAGUCCCGCCCAGUGCGGGUCCCAGAACCACAGUGUCAGAGCUGCUACCACAGGCGCAGGCACAGGCCAUGGAUGAGAUGGACAUUUUACGGUACAUCCAGGACCACGAGGCGCCCGACCAGGCCACCCCCAGCCUUUUCUGACCCUGCAGGCUCAGCUCGUUAGGUCUCCCCAGUUACCUAAUAACUCUUUCUUCUGCACAUGGAGCGAAGUCUCAGGGGUCAGGGUGGAGGCCCCCAAGUCCCAGCCCCACUCUCACAUUUCCAGGGAAAAGCCACAUUGUGGACUGGCUGCCUCGUGCCACCAAAUAUAGGACCAGAUCUCAGCUGACAUCACGGCAUUCCCCCCAACUCUGCUGGCCUGGGCACCCGGCGCCUACUCUUGCCCCAGUGAUCCCAGACCAGAUGCUAUUCUGGCUCAGGCCCCUCCUGGGCCUCCCUGGGCUCCAUCUAGAUGUGCCCUGGGCCAGACCCCUUGUGCCAGGCCAAGGGCACAGUGCCAGGCCAGUCCGUGCCUUACAUUCACACCCAGCUCCGUCCCCGGUCUGGGCACUGCUCAGGAAACCUGCCACUGAACUGUGUUUAAUGUCCUCAAGAAUGUGUCAUUUUUUUGUUCUUGUUUAUUUUUAUUUUUGCAUUUGGGCCACACCCAGCAGUGCUCAGGGGUUACUCCUGGUUCUGUGCACAGGGGUCAUUCCUGGCAUUGCUCUUGGGACCAGAUGGGAUGCCGGGGAUUGAACCAUGUGCAGGGAAAACACCCUCCCCACUGUGCAAUCACUCCGGCCCCAGCCAGGAAUGUCCUUUUAAAAAAUAUGUGCUCUGCCUUCAGACCCAGUUUUUAUGAGUGGCAACCUCUCCUGUCUUUUGCCUUGUGUUGCUGACAUGCCCCAAGGGAAGCCUUUGGGACUAGGACCCCAGACUCUUUCCAGAUCAGGGCCCAUACCCAACCCUGAGGGUCCCCCUUGGCUGUGUGUGCUGGAGGCCUGGCGCUUACUCCUGCCCUCUGCCUUGUGUCCUGGCCUGUGGGCAGGUGGGCUCUGCCUAUCUCUGCAUCUCCAGGUACCUCUUCGACUGUUCUAGGCUGCCAGUCACAAGGGGUUGCCCUGAUGGGGGUAAAUCAACCCAUCAUCUUUCCAUCUCACCCCUCUCCCUGGGACUCCCUCAGGAGAGGGAAGGAGACCCUGGAUGCUGGUACUUUGUAGAACCAGCCCCUCUGCUGGGUUCAUCCUUGACCAGACACUAAGCAAAGCCUGAUGCUGGACUGGUUGGGUCCUGAGCCCUGGCUGAAAAAUGAGCUUCUUCCAAUAAAGCCAGUGUCCAUACCACCUAUCA
Molecule: messenger RNA, 2412 nt
Organism: Suncus etruscus (white-toothed pygmy shrew)
Lineage: Eukaryota; Metazoa; Chordata; Mammalia; Eulipotyphla; Soricidae
Gene: HS1BP3
Product: HCLS1 binding protein 3
Exons: 7
Coding region: 7-1224 (405 amino acids)
Molecular function (GO): phosphatidylinositol binding
Source: RefSeq, a predicted model, not a curated record